AUAUGGACGUUGGUGUUGUUGUUGUUAAAAUUCGAGUUUCACCAUUGAGUUUGACUUUUGUGAAACAGUGAAAAAGGCCGUUCUGUGCCUGUAAAGAUUAUGGCUAAAUUACAGAGAGAAACAGAUGUUGCAAAUGUGUUGUCACAGAUGUGUCAGUUCGUUCACCAAUCGCCUGAAAUAGGUACGACAGGAAAGGAAGAGGAACUCUCGCCUGAAAUAGGUACGGCAGUAAAGGAAACUGAAAUAGGUACGGUUGUAAAGGAAGAACCUCUACAAGAGGAACACACGUAUGCACAACAUCUAACGAAAUCACAAAAGAAGUCGUCAAGCAAGCGUAAGAACAGUAAGACUCCUGAAACUGCUACCAAAGGAAGAAAAGAACAUGUAUGUGAAAUGUGUGGUCAUUCGUUUUCAAAGCUUUGCAACCUGAAAAGUCAUUUAAGAGUGCACAAUGGAGAACGACCUUAUGCUUGUGACUUGUGCUCAAGAGCAUUUACACACUACUGGGACCUAAGAAGACACAGUAGAACACAUUCUGGUGAAAAACCUUAUAAGUGCAAUCAUUGUAGCCGUGCCUUUGCUGACUUUGGAAGUCACCGCCGGCAUGUUCGUCUUCAUACGAAAGAGAAUCCACAUAAAUGUCAUGUUUGUUCAAAAGAAUUUUCAAGAAUAGACAGCUACAAGAAUCAUAUGCAUACACAUUCAAAAAGGAAGCCACACGUCUGUGAAGUAUGUGGGAAAGGUUUCGCAUAUAGCAGCACAUAUAAACGACAUCUUAACUUGCAUUCAGGCCAGAAGAAAUUUUCUUGUGAAGUGUGCAAGAAGAAGUUUUUCCGUCAGGACUAUGUAGCGUAUCACAUGAAAUUACACGAAAGACGCACACGAAGAGACUCGAGCACUUCCAUUGAUUCUGAAAUUAACAUAACGGAAAGCGAGCUUAUGCUGAAUUCGGAAAUAGACCGCAAUGCAUCCUUUUCUGUCAGUGAUGAACUGUUUCCGAUACCCAUCCUUUUGUCAAUGGCUGAAUCUGCAGUUGUGAACGUCAAUAUGUGUGAUGGUACCUCAUGUAUGGAUUCCGCAGGGGUUCUUGAAGCAGAUAAUGAAAUAGAGCUUGGAACCACAUCAGAAAUCUCUUCAUCGCACUAUGGUGUGACUAUGGACAUGGAAAGCCCGACUGAAAUAGUCAAAGUUAAACACAUAGAGGACUAGCAAAGGUGUUGUACUAGGCAAUUCUUCUCAAUCCGGAUUGGAAGAUGAGACUGUUGUUCAAUGGCCCACAAUCUAGACUGUUUACGAAAGAUCUAUUUUUUGCAGUGGGAACUCUGUGCGGAAUAAAGGAAUUAAAUUUGUACACAAGAUACGAUUUCUUCUAUUUAGAUAUGUUAAAAGAGUUAUUAAUUGUUAUGAAUUGUACGUACAUUCAAAGCUUUGUAAAUGCCUUUAACUGACUGUCACUUAACAGUUGCCCAAAUGACAAUCUCAAACGAGCAGACCUCAAAAUUUAUCGAAAUUUAUUAACAUUGUUUUUUCUUUGGUUUCAAAUUUAGUUUAUUCUAUCAAGUAAAAUGUGUAUGUGAUCAAGGCCCUUUUUAACAUACUAACUAAGGGGCAAUUGCCCCUCCAGCCCCAGUGACUUUCUUUUGUUUUAAACAAUAGGCUAUUUCCCUCGGACAUAGAUCGAAAACUCUGAGCUAGGAAGUUGACAUACCCAGUUGUAUAUGAAAAUAGGCCAUUCAGAAACUCGAUCACAUGACUAUAGAGGUUGCCUGAUGCGUGUCGCUUACCUAUUGAAAAUAUUACCGAGUUUUUUGUAACACGCUAAAAUAGCUCCGAAAUAGUGGUUCUUGUAAUAAAGCAUUUAACUGAUGAAAAAUCAGCCUGGAGUUCUUAACCUGCAUUUCUUUUAUGCGGGCUUAACUGCAAUGUCAUGGCAUAAAUUGAUUUUUUAAACCAACUUCAGAAAUUUUUGGCUUUGAUGCACCACAAGGCAAAAUAUGUUAUAGCAUUUUACAAUAAUGGCAUUUAGAUGGGAUUGGAUGCCGAGCGGAGAAUAUAUAAGAAAUUUUCAGACAGAAAGGAA
Molecule: messenger RNA, 2080 nt
Organism: Rhopilema esculentum
Lineage: Eukaryota; Metazoa; Cnidaria; Scyphozoa; Rhizostomeae; Rhizostomatidae
Biological process (GO): regulation of gene expression
Cellular component (GO): nucleus
Source: RefSeq, a predicted model, not a curated record